GCCGCGUGCGUCUCGGUUUCCGCUCAAGACGUUGGGCGCGCAGCCGAAGCCGAAAGAGUGGCUUUUGGGUGUGGCACGCAGAAUAAAGUUGUACCAACAUCCGCUUCCGGAGCUCUUCCACGGCAGAUCAAGAAAGAGACUAUCGUUCGGCCGAGGCAGGCAGGCAACUCAUCUGUGCUACUACCGAUUGAUGUUGUCAUGCAGGUCAUAAGCGCUGAUGAGACGGAGGAAGGCGGAAACAUCAGUGAUGAAACAAUCGAUGCGCAAAUGAAGAUCUUGAACAGUGCUUUUGAAGAGGUUGGAUACAAGUUCACCCUCGUGGAGACGACUCGCACGAUCAACGCCCAUUGGUACCGGGACGUCAAGUACUAUUCUCCAGUUGAGACUGAGAUAGCAACAACGCUACACAAGGGAGGUAAUGCAACGCUGAAUGUUUACACCGUGGGUGCGAACAACAGCACCGAUUAUGCAUGGGCUACUACAGCCUCUGAGGUGCAGUAUCGUCCAGAAAUGGACGGUGUCUUCAUCAACGGCACAGUGUUAGUUGGAGGAAGCAAUCCUGAGAAAAGCGAGGGCAAGACGCUUGUUCACGAAGUUGGCCACUGGUUUGGUCUCUAUCACCCUUUCUCAUACCAGUGCGAAUUCAGUUUCGACUACGUCGACGACACUCCGCACGAGAUGCUAGAUUACUCCGACCCAACAAGUUGCGAACCCAGAGAUUCAUGCCCCGACCAUCCCGGUGUAGAUCUUAUCUAUAACCACAUGGGAUAUGCCAAGGAUUCGUGCCGCACUUCUUGGACACCCGGACAGAUUCAAAGGAUGCGAGAGCAGGUGGCGAAGUUCCGCGGUGUUGUUUAUCCUGGGAUUGAUGUUAAUAAUAUACCAGAAGAUAGCAUCUAAAGGUGGAAUAGUACGUGGCCUUUGUUUCAAAGGUGAUGCAGUUCGGCCAAGGCAGUACGUAGGAAGCAUGUGUAUAUAUUACGG
Molecule: messenger RNA, 984 nt
Organism: Boeremia exigua
Lineage: Eukaryota; Fungi; Ascomycota; Dothideomycetes; Pleosporales; Didymellaceae
Exons: 10
Coding region: 199-900 (233 amino acids)
Molecular function (GO): metallopeptidase activity
Source: RefSeq, a predicted model, not a curated record